Engraulis encrasicolus (European anchovy) is the source of this 32994-nucleotide messenger RNA. It is a transcript of the gene macf1a, whose product is annotated as microtubule actin crosslinking factor 1a. NCBI's taxonomy places the organism in Eukaryota, Metazoa, Chordata, Actinopteri, Clupeiformes, Engraulidae. Gene Ontology annotation, cellular component: cytoplasm; cell junction; microtubule. Gene Ontology annotation, biological process: intermediate filament bundle assembly; wound healing; regulation of microtubule-based process. The transcript is spliced from 103 exons. The coding region runs from base 4229 to 31657 and encodes 9142 amino acids. Gene Ontology annotation, molecular function: calcium ion binding; structural molecule activity; microtubule binding. The record is from RefSeq and is a predicted model, not a curated record.
GGGAGAUCGAGAGCCAGAGUUAAAGCAGCAGCAGCAGCCAUCUGAAGCUGCAGCAGUGUAGCCAAGAUAAAGCUCUUUUCCCUGCCUGCCGCCGGAGCCACAGACAGAAGGAGAGAGAGAGAGAGAGAGAGAGAAGGAAGGAAGGGAGGAAAGAGGGACAGAGAAGGAGAGCAAAAGGCAAGCGGCUAAAAAGAACCAGCCAUCCCAUCCUCAGCGUCUUGAGGGAGUAGAGGAAGCCGGCGCCUGCUUUCGCUGGAUCUCCUGGCUUAUGCUGGAUUUAAAGACCUCUGGAUCCUUUAACUGACACGCGCGCAGUUACACACACGCACGCACAGAGACACACACACGCACAUACACACACACACACACACACGCUGUCUUUACCACAGGAGGGUAUCGCCCAUCCCUGCGGUUACACACACUGACUCUCUGUCUCUGCCUCUUCCUAUCUGUUUCUCUCUCUCUUUCUCUCUAACACACACACACACACACCCAAGGCUCUUCUCACAUCCUUGCACGCCUACGGAACCCCCAUCAUUGCGUGUGUGGAAGCAGGCAGGCAGGCAAGCAGGCAGGCAAGCAUACGCACGCGAGCGUAUCAAUUGGAUCAAUUUGCCGAUGUCUCUCUGAUGGAGCUGGAACCCAGUGGCACUACCGGAGCCCUUCCUCCUCCUCCUCCUCUUCCUCCCUCUCCACCUCCCCCCAGCACGGACACCACCAUUCUGCUUCUCACUCCUCUCUCCCUCAGCCUGACUAGGAGCACUCCCCACCAGCCAGCCGGAGCAGCUCACCACCUCCGUGUCUGGAGGUCUGCACUGCACAGCCUGAGCUCUCUAGCGCUAGCUAGCUAGCUAGCUCCAAUCUCUACUCCAGGACUGGCACCGGCUCUGGCUUCAGGCUGCCAUUUCUGUAAUUGGAUUCAGAGCUCCUAAGGAAUAGCAAGAAGCAACAAGCAACGAGCUGCUCGACACUUCUCUCUCUCUGUGUGGAGCUCGCUCUGUUACAGCCCUAGUCUUUUAUUCCCUGCUCCAGCCAUAGCCCCAUCCUCAACCACCAGCUCCAAUCAUCAGCUAAAGCAACCAGCUCCGGCAACCAGCCUCAGCCCCAGCACUACCGGCUUCAUCUCCCAGCUGCCUGCCGUCGCUUUAAUUAGAUUCACAGACCCGAGGAACAGCAGAAGCAGAAGCAUCCCCUCGGGGGGAGAGAGGGAGAGCGCGCAAGCGAACGACACCCAGCCUCGGAGGACUGGGAACAGACAUCGGGAGCAGAAAGACUGCAAGAUGGAGAGAGACAAGGACAGAAAAAAUUAGAGAGAUGAAUCAAGAAAGCUGAAAGAGAGACAGAGAGAGAGAGACUCGUGCUACCUGCCUGAGGUAACCUACAUUUCAGAGAGGAGGGAUGUUCCGGAGAGUUCCACAUGCCUCUGACGGCGUCCUGAGGCCACGUGCAACGGGGGGACUGUAGAGGAACGUGCCCAAACGUGCCACACAUGUACAGAUCUUUAGUGGAGCUUACACAUUGGAACUACAGUACAGAUCUGUUAAAUGUGGAGCUUUUAAGGAGAACUGUGGGAGUGACUUGUGGGGGUUAUCCAUUCGGGACAAUCCAAUCGACAGAGAGGAUUUAAUACCCGUCUGGUUUUGAAGUGCUGUGUUUUUUUUUCGUGCUUGUGUAUUUCAAGACGCAGCAGGUGUGUGUGUUUAUCUGUCUGCCUGUGUGAUGUGGAUCUGUUCCGGAACUUGCCGUCUUUCCUGUGUUGCCUCGUCUUGACCUCCCCAUCGUAGACACCACAAGCAGCUUGUAAGAUUCUGGCUGCCGUGGUAGCCAAGCCAAGGCAACACCCCCACCCAAGGCGACCUGCCUUCUGCCUCAUUGGUUGGACUUAAAUAGGGAGAGAGCACUUUCUCCUCAGGAAGGCUUCAUACAAGACACACACAUAUACUGCUCCAUGAAAACACACAUGCUCCCACAUUGAUACACACACCCACAUAUUCACGCGCACACAAACUGACACACACACUCACACACAUACACAUACAUGCACGCACGCACACUCACACACACACUCUCUCUCAGGGCCAUUGCGGGGACUUAAUACGCCUGAGGGACCAUUUUUUAUCCCAUGACAAGGCCACACACACACCCAAUAGAAGGAUCAUGGGAAUGCCCUAAAAAACGAGAGAGACGGGGAGACCAAAGAGAACUGUGCCUGAGAAAAUGUGCCUGGAAUGACUUGUGGUUGCUGUCGUUGCCUCCUGUUGGAUGUAAAAAACUGAGAUUGUCUUAAACCCUGCCAAAGAACUGCCACCACCAUCACCAUCACCAGCACUGGCAACAACAAUUUCCACUACUACUACUACUACUCCCCUUACUCCAGCUUUUCGUGUCUGUGUCACUGUUUCUUGUCCCAGCUGUCCUAACAAAGACGGAAACUUGAGCAUCAAUAAUCCAUGGGUUGGCUUUCAAGGAACGCAACAAAAGAGCGGGAGUUUUAUUAUUGUUGCGCCGCGUAGAGCUAACGGUAAUGUGAGGACGUGACUCGAAGCAAAUCUCAGCCUGGAUUGAUCGCUCUUUUGACAUUGACACACUCACACAUUCUGACAUACAUAUUGACACACACACACACAUACACACACACACACACAGACACACACACUUGCAUGCACCCUCAGGACCACUGCACAGUGCCAGCCGUAAGGUGACGUGACUCGGAGCUGGGAUCUAUCGCUCCCCUGGGGGCCACUGUGCCGGCAACAUCUGCACGUGACCAACAGAGCCCUGAGAGCUGCUGACGAUACAGCCGGCCGGCUGCUGCUGCUGCUGCUGGUGGUUGGGUCUCUGAACUGCCAGUGAUGGACGCUCACUCACUCGAUCACUCGCGCUCCACAGGAGGAGUGUGUAUGUGUGUGUGUGCAAGGCGGAGAGCAGGAGAGAGGAGGGAUCGUUUGGCGGUGUGUGCGCAAGUGUGUACGUGCGUGCGAGUGUGUGUAUGUCUGCACUGCAGCUCCGACGCAGCUCGAGAGAUCUGUGUUUUUUUGCGGUGGACCAGAGCAGCUAGUUGAUUUUUCAUCUUGUGUGUUAUAUGUAAUAGUCUGUGCCAAAGACUGCCUCUGCAGUCAUUUGGUUUGUCCGGAGCAACAAGCUGAAGAGCUCUGUUGGCGGGAAGCAGCAAAAAAAGAGACAUCGCUCCCCAGGUAGGGCUUAACUUUGCUGCCGUCUGCACUGGACGACGCAUCAGAGACACGACACGCAAAAGAGAGGGAGAGAGACAGAGAAGGAUUGAGAGCGUGAAGAGGAGAGAAAAAAAGAUAGAGACUGGGUAGGAUUGAGAGAGAGGGGAGAAUAUAGAGAGAAAACGUCAGCAGAAGCUUUUUGUUAAAUUUUCAUGAGCCAAAGCAGCUGCAUACAGUUUGCUCUCUGCAGUGUGUCCUUGGAGCGUGGGCGUCCCAUCCCAGCUGCCACGGCCACGAGUGACAGUCGCACGUGAGGGCUUCCUGCGAGGCAAGCUACCGAGGAGAGAGAGAGCGCUAGAGAGAAAGAGGUAGAGAGAGAGAGAGUAGCAGGUAGAAAUAGAGGUAUAUGUAGAGAGAGAGGACAUUAGAGAUCGAAAUCUAGAAAGGGAGAGAAACGGAGCAUGUCGAGGAGUGUAAAGGGAGGCUGAGGAGCUAGAGGGUAAGCAACAGGAGGAGAGGGAGUCAGAUGAGGAUGUGAAGGACUGCUGAAUAGAUGGCAUGCAAGCAUGUCAGCUGGCUGCCUCAGCCUGUGAACAGCACCUCGGUCUGACGUCUACAGCUGACUGGAGGGAACAACUGUAAAGUCAAUUUUAUGGCUGGGAGCAGGGAUUAACUCUCUUUCAAUAGAUAGGUAGGGUGCUUGCCCAAACGGUUAAGUCAGGUUUUAAAAAAGAGGCUGCACUUUGCUAGUGUUUUUUGUAUUAUCGUACAAGGGAACAUCCCUUAGCCAUUUUGAGACCGUAUCAUCCAACCACCCGUCAACUGCUAAGAGUCUCGAGCCUGUUGCACUUGAUUUAUCUCAUACUAUCUACUACCAUAUAUGCCACACACUGGCACAAACAUUUCACUCUUAAAAAUCUGACACAGGUUGACCCACUGUUAAAAACUUGACACACUCACAUUUUUGUGGACACACAUCCCUGCACUUUUCCCCCCGGGGGAACUCCUGUAGAUCUCGCCUUGUCUUUAAAGUAGGCAGAAAGGGUGACUUAGGGAUGGGGAGCUCACUGGGCUGUGUGAAGGAGCCAAGGGACAGGACUCUGUCAGGCGCCGCCCCCUUGUCCCCAAAGCGCCGCCUCCGCUUCCGUCGCAAAAAGAAAUCGCGUAAGCGGUCGAGAGCCAGUGAAGACGAAGGCGAGCGGUUGCACGGGCCCUCGCCCGAAGGCGUCAUGGCGAUAGACAACGAGUCGGUCGCACGAGCCGUCAGACACGAGGAAACUCCCAGCCGAUCGGAGAGCACCGCUCUCGAUACCCCCAGAGGAAGGGGCGGGCUGGAGCUGCGUCCGCCGUCCGUGAUGGGCACGCUCAUCGAGGGCAGUGUGGGUUCGGCGCGGGGCAGCAGGAUCGCUAUCCUGUCCCCCGACCCCAGCCCGGCCCAUCCCUGGACCUUGAAUCGGACUAAUCAGGGGGCUGGAUCGUUGAAUCGGACCAAUCAGGGGGCUGGGAGGAGGGACCAGGGCCGUGACCUCACUUCCCCCCCUGACCCGCCCCUGCUGGGCAGCGCCACCCCGGGAGGGGGCCGAGUGUGCCGCGUCCGGGAGCGGGUGCAGGGGGUGCCAGAGAGGCCACGCCUGGUCACAGCACGGGAGAAAGGGGAACAGGAGGCUGCAGGAUCGCAUCCUGAGCUAGAGAGUGACGAAGAAGAGGAUAACGAGGAGGAGGAGGAGAGGGAAGAGGUGAACGAGAUGGGGCUGACGGAGGAAGAGGUUGCUCGGAUAGACCGAACCACACCGGACAUUGUGGCAGCUCCAGGGAGAAAGGAGCGCAAGGGCGUGGUGCACAUACGGGAGGUGGGCGGCUGCCUGCGUGUGGUGCGGACGGUGUACCCCAGCGAUUUCGGCUCGCCAGUGUGGACGCCGGAAAAGUGGGCGAGUGAAGUUCGGGCCGAACCCCCCGCAGCGUCCCCCGAGCAAGGAGGGGUGCAGCGUGUGCGGGUUGCUGGAGGAUCGCAGGAUAAGUUAGCGGGCGGUGACACAAGGGACACUCCACCGCCUCCAACGGUGGUUGUGCUCCCUGACAAGGACCGCCAGGUCUCCCCGCAAGACCCCCAGUCCUCCGGCUACGUCAGCGACACGCAGGUCACCUCCACAGAGACAGGGGGCGCUCUGCCGACGGAGCUGGGCGGCUUCACCAGCAGCUCCUCUGACAUGCUGGACUCAGUGUCCGUGUUGGAGAGCCCCCUGUCACCUGCAGACAAACCGGCCGCCAGUGCCACUGCCAAAGCCCAGAUCUCGGAGAUCUACGUGAGUGGUGAGUCUGCGGACCUGACGGCCAAGGAGAAGCUGUUGCUAUGGAGCCAGCAGGCCAUCGAGAGCUACCCGGGCCUACGCUGCUCCAACUUCAGCUCCUGCUGGAGCGACGGACGCAUGUUCAACGCACUGCUGCACAGAUACAGGCCCGACCUGAUUGACAUGGAGGUGGUCGCACGACAGAGUAGCCGUGACAACCUGGAGCAGGCCUUCGAGAUCGCCGAGUCGCUCGGGGUGACCCGCCUGCUGGACCCAGAAGAUGUGGAUGUGCCGUCUCCAGACGAGAAGUCGGUCAUCACGUACGUGUCCUCCAUCUACGACGCCUUCCCCAAGAUCCCUGAGGGAGGAGAGGGCAUCGCCGCACACUCUCUGAGUCAUUCCCCUAGUAAUUCUCCUCCACUCUCUGAUGUGGACCCGCGCUGGGCAGAGUACCAGUCUCGCUUCUCGUCAUUGCUGCAGUGGACGCGCCAGCACACCAGCCUUAUGGCCAACAAGAACUUCCCCCAGAACCCCGUCGAGCUCAAGGCACUUUACAAUGAAUACGUCCACUUCAAAGAGACAGAGAUCCCGAACAAAGAACUGGAGAAGGGUCACAUUGCACACCUCUACAAGCUGCUGGAGGUGUGGAUAGAGUUUGGCCGCAUCAAGCUCCCCGCUGGGCUGCACCCUAAUGACCUGGAGGAGGAGUGGGGUAAGCUGAUCGUGGAGAUGCUGGAGCGGGAGAAGGCCUUGCGGCCGGCCGUGGAGAGGCUGGAGCUGCUGCUGCAGGUGGCCAACAAGAUCCAGAACGCCGCACUCGACUGCGAAGAGAAGCUCACGCACGCCAAGAACACGCUGCAGGCCGACAUGUCUCAGCUGGAGAGUGGUGGCUCUGUGCGGUGUGAGCAGGAGUUGGCCAUCUACAUCCAGGACUGUGAGGCUCUGCUCAGGCAGCUGCAGCAGGACCUGAAGAUCCUCCGAGACGAGAAAUACUACCAGGUGGAGCAGCUGGCCUUCAGGAUAUCGGGUCUGCAGGAGGAGCUGGUCUCCCUGCGCCUGCAGUGUGCCAGCGUCUACAGGAAGGGCCACUUCUCCGCGGGCAUCUUGCCCGGCGAGGCGCCACUCCAGAGCCGCUCGGCCAGGGACUCCAUCUCAUUGGCCGGCCAGACGUUGCUAGGCGCCGCCGCUGUGGGCGUGGCCAGCCUCCUCCGUCGGCCAACGAGCCGGCAGGAGCUGGUGGCCAUGUCGUCGUCGGAGGACGAGGGAAGCCUGAGGUUCAUCUACGAGCUGCUGGGAUGGGUGGAGGAGACACAGGAUCUUCUGGAGCGGGCUGAGUGGGGUUCAGAUCUUCCGUCAGUGGAGAAGCAACUGCAAGACCACCACAGCAUCCACACAGCAGUGGAGGACUUACUACACAGCCUCAAAGAGGCCAGGAAUUACGAGAAGAGUGUGUCGCCUAAUUUUCGUAGCAGUUACUCCGAGACCUUGGCGAAACUGGAACACCAGUACUGCAAACUGCUGGAACACUCGUCAUGGCGACUGCGUUGCCUGGAGAGCCUGCGUGCGUUCGUGUCGCGCUGCACGGAGGAGCUGAUCUGGCUGAACGAGAGGGAGGAGGAGGAGAUCUCGUACGACUGGAGCCAUAACAACAGCAACAUGGCCGCCAAGAGGGAGACAUACGCCGAUGCAAGGGCAGAAGUGGACGAAAAACAAGAAGUCAUGCGCUCAUUACAAGACACAGCAGAUCAACUCUGCCUGGAGAAUCACCCAGCCAAACAGACUGUUGAGGCAUACAGUGCGGCCUUGCAGACUCAGUGGCAGUGGGUUCGCCAGCUGUGCGUGUGUGUGGAGCAUCACCUGAAAGACAACACUGCCUACUUCCAGUUCAUGGGCGAUGCCCGGGAUUGUGAGACGUACCUGCGUCAGCUUCAGGACUCCAUCAAGAGGCAGUACACCUGCGACAAGAACAGCAGGCUCAGCCGACUAGAGGACCUGCUACAGGACUCCAUGGAGGAGAAGGAGCAGCUGAUUGAGUACCGCAGCUCGGUGGCCAGCCUAGUGGGCAGGGCCAAGGCCGUGGUGCAGCUCCGCCCCCGGGGAGCAGAGGGAACUCUGGGAACAACCACGCCUAUCAGAGCCAUCUGCGACUACAGGCAGAUCGAGAUCACCAUCUCCAAGGGAGAGGAGUGUGUGUUGGAGGACAACUCCCAGCGUACCAAGUGGAAGGUGAUCAGCCCCAGUGGCAACGAGGCCAUGGUGCCCUCCGUCUGCUUCACCGUACCACCACCCAACCAGGAGGCAGUAGACCUCGCCAGCCGCAUGGAGCAGCUGUACCAGAAUGUGAUGUCCCUGUGGCACCAGCUGCAUGUCAACAUGAAGAGCGUGGUCUCCUGGCACUACCUGCAGAAGGACAUCAGGACCAUCUCCUCAUGGAACCUGGACACGGUGCGCUCCUUACCUGUGGCGGAGCGUCAGCAGGCGCUGGAGAACCUGGACGCCCACAUGGCUGACUUCCUGUCGGACAGCAGGGAGAGCGCGCUCUUCACGCCUGCCGAGAGGAGAGAGCUGGAGAGGGAGGUCAACGACUGCAGGACUCACUGCCAGUCACUCUUCACCUCCAUGGAGACAGUGGAGAAGGACGAGUCCACCUCUCGCUCUUACCUGUCCGAGCUGCAGAGCAUCAAGUCUCACCUGGAGGAGGCAGAGUCCCGUCUGAUGCGGGGCAUGCAGAGCCCGCCCUCCAGCAGCCCCGGGGGGAGUGGUGGUGACGUUGUGGAUAACACGGUGCGCAUAGCCGAGCAUGAGAGGUUACAGCAGGAUCUGUCCGGGCUGCGUACGGACCUGGGCGAGGUGUCGCGGCGCUGCGUCAACUUCUUCGAGGAGAAGCCCUCCUCCUCCUCCGUGCCCAUCCUGCGCUCCGAGCUCAACCUGGCCGUCGAGCAGAUCGAGAGGCUACACUCGCUCUCCUCCGUCUACCUGCACAAGCUGAAGACGGUGGAUGUGUUGAUGCGUACGCUGCAGACGGCUGAGUCUGUGGUCAAGAGGUACGAGAGCCGCCUCAGUGAGGAGGACUCCGUGCCUGCUGACACACAGGCUAUACAGACACUCAUCGACCAGCUACAGGUGUGGCAUAGGGAGUUGCGUGAGCACGAGCCGCUGUUUGAGUCCCUGAGCGGCGAGGUGCGGCGGGCGUGCGAGGCAGGAGACCAGCUGAGCCAGCUGCACCCCGACCGCAGCCCCGAGCUGGAGCGAUGCCAGGAGCGCGCCGCCCUGCUGGACGAGAGGUGGAACGGCAUCCGCAGGCAGAUAGAGACACGGCAAUUGGAGCUGGAGGCCGUGGGCUCUGUGCUGCAGCAGUACAGGCAGGGCCACUCGUCUCUGAUCCGCUGGAUAGAGGAGACCACAGAGAGGCAGGAGAACACUCACCCUGGCCAGACGGACAGCAAGGCCCUGUCAGAGCAGCUCGCUCAACAGACGGCACUGGUGGCUGAGAUCGAGAAGAACCAGGUUAAGCUGGAUGAGUGUCAGACAAACUCUAAACAGUAUUGCACAUCUGUCAAGGACUACGAGUUGCAGCUGAUGACAUUCCGGGCGUUUGUAGAGUCUACGCAGAAGACGCCGGUGAAGAGGAGAAGGAUGCACUCUUCAUCAGACGCCAUCACUCAGGAGUUCAUGGACCUCCGCACACGCUACACAGCCCUGGUUACCUUGACAACCCAGCAUGUGAAGUACAUCAGCGACGCCCUGAGAAGACUGGAGGAGGAGGAGAAAGAGGUGGAGGAGGAGCGGCAGGCACGGGUGGGCCAGGUGUCAGAGCUGCUUGGCUGGGUCAAGGGCGUCCAGGACAGGGCGCGGGCCGUCGAGAAGUCCCGUCAGCAGGACCCCAAAGCUGUUGAGUCAUCCCUGGCAGCUCAGCAGGCCAUCAAUGAGCAGCUGGCUGCCAAGAAAGAGGAGGUUGCCGAGGCGAUCAGGAACACAGAGGUGUUCCUCCUCUCCAAACAGGCCAGCAUGCUGUCCCCAGAGGAGCGAGCCCAGGUGACCGCUCAGCUGGAGGAGCUCACCUCCACCUACAAACAGCUGUGCCAGAACUCCACCCAGCAGGUGCAGCAGCUGGAGCAGACACUGGCCAAGGAGGAAACGCGCAAGGCGCAGGCAGCAGUGGCUGGAGUUAUCGACUUGGGCACAGUGGAGACCUUUCCCCUGUUCCAGGCCGCUCAGAGGGGCCUCAUUGACCAGGACACCUGCCUCGUUCUGCUGGAGGCCCAGGUCAUCACAGGAGGAAUAAUGCAGACCGACUCCCCUGUUAGCCUAUCACUGGGGGAUGCCCAGGCCUGUGGUUUGAUUGACAGCCACACCAGCCAGUCAUUGGCUGAGCUGGAGGCAGCACUGCAGUGUAUAGACCAAAUGCAGCCCAGUGCUGGUACGUUGGUCCCAGUCGCUGCAGCUAUAGAGGAGGGGCUGAUCAGGGAGGAUGUGGGACUGCGUAUCCUGCAUCUGCAAGUGGGUACAGGUGGGGUGAGGGCAUUUGAAGAGGAAGAAGGCCACAGUCUUACCAGCGCUAUGGAGAAGGGGCUGCUAUCCCAACGCAUCUACAACAAACUAUGCUGUGUCGUUAACAGGCGGCAGCUGAUAGACCCAAACACUGCUGAGAAGCUGACUUUGCAAGAACUGCUGAAACGCUGUGCGCUUGAUCCUGAAACCGGCAUGCGCCUUUUGGCAGUCAACCAGCAGCCUGGGGGCCAAGUCUGCCUGCGCUCAGGCCGAAAGGUUGGCAUCUUCAGGGCAGUGCAGGAGGGGCUCAUUGAUCGUCAAGUGACCAUACGGUUGUUAGAGGCUCAGUUGUUUGCAGGCGGAAUUGCAGACCCUCGCUCUGGCCACAGACUGACUGUACAUGAGGCGGUGAGGCUUGGCCUGAUGGACCAUGACCUUGCCUGUGCCCUUCUUACCCGUCAGCUUCAAGCUGGUGGGAUCCUGGAUCCGGCAACUGGCCAACGUGUAGGGUUGGAUGAGGCCAUAGAGAGGGAGUUGCUGUCUCCACGUAUGGCCUUGCGAGUUCUGGAGGCACUCUGGAACUUCAUGGGACUACUGUGGUACAAGUCAGGUGAGCUGCUCCCCAUUACAGAGGCCUUGCAGCAAGGCAUUGUCUCAGGAGAGCUUGCAAAGGACAUCCUCAGUCAGAGACGCACUGUAGGUGCUCUCUACCUUCCUGAGAGCAGCCAAGUCGUACCUCUGGAUAAAGCCAGAGAGCUCCUCGAGCCAAAUGUGGUGGACAUGCUCAUGACAAUGGAUGUUCCAGAUGUGCUGCCUGACAUGGCUCUGUCAGGCUCCACAGGACCAAAUCGCCUGAGCUGGGGGUCCACCUCCUCCUCCUCCUCCUCCCCUUCACUGUCAUCUCCUCCUCCAUCUCCUCAAGGAAUGGCUUCCACCAGCACCAAGAUUCACGAGGCAACAGAUAAGGAACAGGCUGAGCACAGGCUUGUGGAUCACCUGAGAAAACACAGUUACAUUGAUGCUCACUCGGGCCAACGCCUGAUCUUGCUUGAACCUGAGCUGGUGGAACUGGCCUGUGCUGCUGAGAAAAGCAAAACCAGCCCAGUGUUAGAGGAGCAGUCAGCAGAAGUAUGCAUGGAGAACAAGCCGGAUGAGUCUAUUGAAAAAGCCCAGGAAUUGGAACAAAUAAGGAGACAUGAGGUUGAAGUGGCUCAUUUAGUUGAACCAAAGCAAGUGGGACCUGUAACUCAAAGAUCCCCAGAAAGAGGAGAGAGGAAGAUAUCAACCUUGAAAGAAGGUGCAGAUGAAGACAAAGCAGAUGAAUAUGUUUUGGCUGUUGAAACAGUACAGGUUAUUUCUGAGGCUGUAAAGGGAAGUGAGCCUGAGGUCAGGAGGCUAAACAUAGACAGCAAGGAUGUAGACAAAGAAAUAGACAAAGAGGAACAAAUCAACGUGGAACGAACUGAAAUCGUGGUGUCAGAGUCAUUAAAACUAGUCCCAUUGGAUACUAGUCUACACCCUUCAGCUUUAGAAAAACUAAAUCAAGAUACAGGAGCAGCUGCCACUCAAAUAGUUAUGGCAGAACAAAGUGAAGAAAUGUCAGAAAUAGAACAAAUGGCCUUGGAGCUGAAGCAAGGUGGUCUGCUGACCGAUUCUGGCAAUAGAUUGCUCUUAGAUGAGGCUGUUGCCCAGGGUGUUGUUCCAGCUCACACUGCUGUGAAGCUCAUGGCUAAAACCGGGCUCUUUGGGGGUUUCUUAGACGUAAAAGCCUAUGAGAGCCUCAGUGUGGAUGAAGUGUUGCAAGAGGGUUUGAUGGAUGAGAGCCUUCUCUCUAGUGUUCUGAAAUCAGAGAAAACCCUUGCCGGAGUAGUGGAUGUGGAGCGCAAGCGUCUCUGCUCCCUCAGAGAGGCAGCUCAGAAAGGACUCAUAGAUGAGGACACCUCCAUGCGACUACUUGAGGCCCAGGUGGCAUCAGGUGGAGUGGUCGAUCUCCGUAGAGACAAGAAAGUGUCAGUGACUCUUGCCACCAAUCUGGGCCUGAUUGAUGAAGGACAAAAACAGGACUUGUUGGCUCUGGAGAAGGCGUUCCGUGGAAAGGUCUCUGACCCUAGCACUUCACUUGCCAAGACAGCACUUCAAUUGCAGAUGGAAGGAGUGGUAGAUCCAAAAACCAAAGAGUCUGUCCCCUUGAAGCAAGCCAUAGAUAGAGGCCUUGUUGCUGAAGAGGAUGCACAAAAAGCUCUUUCGCAGCAAGUGGCUGAAGGUGGCCUGGUGCACCACGGGUCUGGAAUGAGGUUGUCUGUGGCUGCUGCUACAGAACAAGGUCUGGUGACAGAAACAAUGGCACAGAAGUUGGAUGAGGUUGAAAAGUCAAGACAGGGAAUAGAGCCCUUUGCUUCUACACCUGAUUCUGCUCUCUUCCAGGCAAGCACUGGUUCAGUUUUCGACCCAAACACUGGAUCUAGAUUAACUUUAACAGCAGCAGUUUCUCAAGGUCUCUUGGAUGAAGAUAUUGCAAAAACUGCCAUGACAUCCCCAAGUGUGACCAGUGGAGUCAUGGAUCCACAGAGUGCUCAAAUCAUACCUUACUCAGAGCUGGUGAAUCAGGCCAAGAUUGACAUUGAAAGUGGAAGACGGUUUCUAGAAGUCCAACCUUUUCAUGGAAUUCUCAAUGAAAAAACUGGUGAAUUACUAACCCUACCUCAGGCCAUACAAUCCCACCAUGUUGACCCCAUUCCGGCAUUCAGGAUGCUGGAGAGUCAAGCAGACACAGGAGGGGUCAUUGACAUAUCCAGUGGAGAACGCCUGCCCCUACCAGAAGCGGUUAAUAGAGGCCUUAUUGGAGAAGACAUGGCCAAGCAGAUUGCCACCAAUCAGUACCUGAAAGGAGGUCUCAUGGACCCAGUGAGCGGUGAGAGAGUUUACAAUUUGAAGGAGGCAGUACAAGAUGGCUUGAUUUCCAGAGAAGUGGCAGGAAGUCUCCAGGACAGCUUGAGUUCCACUGAUGAAGAUGAAGAAUUUGAUGAUGCCAGUUCUGGAACCUUAGUGUCAUCCACAAAUGGCGCCUGCAGUCCACUUUUAACGUCAGUUGGAACAAAUGAAAGUAAACCGAUAAAGAAACUAGAAGAGAAACAAUCUCCACUGUGGACGGUUGAUCCUGCAUAUAUAUCCAAGGAUAGUAUGGAGUCUCUGCCAUCAGAGAAAAUGAAGCCAGAGCUGGUUUAUGAGCAUUCUCUGCUGGAGGAUAUAACCGAGGAAAUAUAUGACGAGUCUAUCACAGUAAAAGAAAAGAUUGUAGAGUCUGACAGUUCAAUAGAAAUGAUAACACAGUUUGCUGCGAAGGCAGGGAAAAGGAUUCAGCUGACACUAGAGCAAAUUCAGACUUCUCAAAGUUUAGAGAAAGGCGCUACCCCAAUACCCACUGAGCAGGAAAAGUACACAGAAGACAUUAAAACCAAGGGUCAGUCUCUCCCAAAGCCUGAACUAAUACCAGAGAGUAAAAGUCAUUACAUUGACCCCAAUCAAUUACAGCCAACUGACAUGGACAAAAGCUUCAUACAAGAAACCAGAAAGACUGUCCCAGUUGUACAAUAUGAUUAUUCAACCCCUCUCGAAAAAACAAAUACAGAAACUGAGAUGGCUGUGGUUGACCAAACCUUUGACAAAGUUGAUGUCAGAGCUGAUGAACAUGAAGUCAGAGCUAAAGAUUCGACAUCAAAAACAAUGGAGGAGGUAACUGCAGAAGCUGAUGGAAAGACUGAGUCAGCAUCCGAAUAUAAAUUGAAAAUGGUAGAGGACAGGGAAUCCCAGGACAAACGACCAACCUUAACAGAUUCUGACUGGUCAUAUCAAGCAGGCAGUAAGUUCAGGAAUGAGGACAGAUCAGCGAUGCAUGUCCUAUCUGGUCCUGAUAGUCAAGGCACAGGAGCCGAGAGUAGUAAGGGUCCUAUUGUAAGUAUUGAGAAGUGUAAAGAAACAGGUAGUUCAGUAUCUGAAAUGGAGGAUUUUGCUCAUACAGCCGGAAGCAAAUGGGACCAAGAAGCACCGACCAACAAGGACGUUCCUAAGCACGAGUCUGAGAGUUUGGAAAAAGAAAACACGAUUGAGAUGACUGAGGAGGAAGUUGUUGGUGCCCAGACAGAAAAGAAAAAGAAGAAGAAAAAGAAAGGAAAGAAAGGAAAGCAGCAAGUGGAAGAAGAAAGCGAAGAGAAAGGAGUGCAUGACAGCCAAGAAAAGGAAAGUGCAGAUAUUGCUAAGAUGUCUCCAGCUUCUUUUGAGAAGGAAGCCUUACUCACGAAAGCUAAAGAGAGUCUGUUGAGGAAAGUGUAUGAACGAGGAGUUAGUGACAAGAGGGCAGGAGAAGAGCUGGAAGCUCUGCGUCAAGGUGCUUCAAAGAAAGAGUACCAUGUGGAAGAUCCUGAAAAAUGUGUAAUAAAGUCAUCAGAGCCAGCAUCAAACGUGAGCACCAGUGGUACAGCUCAGACAGGAGCAAUAUUCGGUGACACCAGUGAUUUCCCUAAGGAAUCCCAGCCUUUGGUUUCUUGGGGAAUCACUGAGCGGCAAGGACAGGAUCAUGUGAGCGAGAUAACACAGCCUCAGGCAAGGUCUCAGGAAAGAAUUGGUCUACAGCAGGAUACACAGACUGCAGCUGAAGGAAGAGGUGACAAGAAGAUGUUAAAGGAGCAAAACUUUGUGGCCCAAGAAAAGUCAAAGGAGGAGCACCAUGAGGAACAGUCUAAAGAUCCAAAGAUGACGUUAAGUUACCAAACACAGAAGAAUGAUACCAAAGAGAUGGACCAGACAGAACUGUCGCUUAAGACUAAGCAUGACAAAUCAUCAUCAAAGCUUCCUAUAAGAGAGGACUCUAAGGAUGUGGGAGACGCAGAGAGAAUGCUAGUGAAAAGAGGUGAUCAUGAUGCCCAGGCAGAGAUUUCUGCUGCAGUAGUCAGUGAUGAGAAAGCAGCCGACCUGACACCUCCACAGCAGGGUGCGGCAAAGAAGGAACUUGCCAUGGAUGAGCCUAAGGAGAAGAAGGCACCAUCACAUCUCCCUACAACUGAUGGCGAAGCCAAAGAGGUAAAACGGGCAGGGCGAAAACACAAGAAAAUGAAAAGUGAUCUGCAUCAUGAUGUCCAACCAGAGUUUGCCAUCACAGAUGACAGUGACAAGACAGUGGGUGAGGAUAUUGUGGGGCAGGGUGUGUUGGAGACAAAGGAACUCAUUAAAGAACCUAAGCAUGAAAAGACGCAAUCAAAACUUCCUUCUACUGCUGGAGUCAAUGACGGGAAAGCAGCAGGGGAGCUGGUUUGUCAGUAUCCAGCUGCUGCAAAGAAAAAACAUUCUCUGGAAGAACCUAAAGAUCAGAAGACACAAUUACAUCCUGACGCAAAGAAGAAUGAAACUAAAGAAAGGAAAGAGGCAGGGACAAAUUAUCCCAUCAAAGAUCCUAUGCAUGAAAAGACACCAUCACAGCUUCCUAUAAAAGAGAAGGAUACAAAAGACUUAGAAGAGGUAAAGAAAGGGCAUAGUGUAGAAGAACUAAAGGAAAAUACAGUACCAUCAAUUUUGGAGACAAUCAGUUAUACUAAAGAAGAGGUGGUGGUGGGGGAAAAGGAUUCUAUCAAAGAAAUGAAGCAUGAAAAGACACCAUCAAAGCUUCCUAUAAAAGAGAAGGCUACUAAAGAGAAGGAAGAAGCAAGGAAAGAAUUUCCAGUGGAAGAGUUUGAGGGUAGGACAAUGCUAUUGAAUUUGGACACACAGAAGAGUGAUACUGAAGAGGUGAAAGAGGUGGAGAAAAGGCAUCCCAUCAAAGAGCCUAAGCAUGAAAAGACAUCAUCAAAACUUCCAAUAAAAGAGGGGGAUACUAAAGACUUGGAAGAAGCAAAGAAAGGGCAUAAUGUGGAAGAGCACAAGGAAAAGACGACACCAUCAAUUUCAGAGACGAGGAGUGACACUAAAGAAGGUGAGGUGGUGGAGGAAAAGGAUUCUAUCAAAGAAACGAAGCAUGAGAAGACACCAUCAAAGCUUCCAAUAAAACAGAGGGAUGCUAAAGACUUGGAAGAGGCAAAGAAGGAGGAUAGUGUGGAAGAACAUAAGGAAAAAACAGCACCAUCAAUAUUCGAGAAACAAAGUGAUGCUAUAGAAGGGGAAGAAGUGGAGAAAAAGGAUUCUAUCAAAGAAACUAAAUACGAAAAGACACCAUCAAAGAUUCCAAUAAAGGAACAAGACACUAAAGACAUGGAAGAGGCAAAGAAGGAGCAUCUUCUGGAAGAACUUAAAGAUAAGAUGACACUAUCAGAACCCUUUACACCUGAUGGUGAAACAAAAAGAACACAACGGACAACAGGCAAACACAAGGACACCCAGGAUACCCAGACACACUUUGCUACCCCAGAAGUCAGUGACACGCAGGUCGUUGAGGAGGUUAUGGGGCAGAGUGUGGUGGAGAAGAGAGAUCACAUUGAAGAGCAUAAGCAUGAACACAUACCAUCAAAGAUCCCUAUAAGGGAAAAAGAUAUUAAGGAGACGGAAGAGAGAACUGAUCUUCUGAGAACUGAGCAGCAUGUGGAAGAACCUAAGGACACAACACAAUCAGAACCUGACAUGAAGGAGAGUGAUACUAAAGAGGGAAAAGAGGCAGAGCAAGGGGAUAAUAUCAAAGAAUCUAAGCCUGAAAAGGCACCAUCAAAACUUCCAAUUAUGGAGAAGGAUGCUACAGACAUGGAAGAGUCAAAGAAGGAACAUCCUGUAGAAAAAAUGAAAGAUAAGACCACAACAUCAGAACCUUUUACAAAUGAUGGUGAAACCAAAAAGCUGAAACAAGCGGAGAGAAAACAAAAGAAGAAGAGAAACGAUUGUCAGAAUGCCCAGCCAGAAAUAACUUCUGGAGAAGUCAGUGAUGAGAAGGUGGGUGUGGAAGCUAUGGGACAGGGUGUGUUGGAGUGGAAGGAAGACAUUGCUGAACAUAAGCAUGAAAAUAUGCCAUCAAAACUUCCUGUAAAAGAGAAAGACUCUAAAAAGAUCGAAGAGGCAGAGGGAAUGCCAAUGAAAAUUAGCAAUCUCUAUCAGGAUGACCAAGAAGAGUUUGUUACUGCUUCACCCAGUGAUAAGCAAGCGGUAGUGGAGCUGGGAGCUCAGCAGCAGACAACUGCAAAGAUGGAGUGUCUUUGGGAGGAAAUAAAGGACAAGGCAACACCAUCAGAUCUUGACACAAAGAAGAGUGACACUAAAGAGGGACAAGAGCUUAAGCAUGCCAAAUCGCCAUCAAAGUAUGUUAUAAAGGGGGAGGCUACAAAAGAGACAGACGAGGCAGAGAAGGAUCAGCAUGUGGAAUAUGUGAAGGAGUCUCCUACAAAUGACAGUGAAAUCAAAGUGACAAAAACGGGGAGAAAACACAAGAAGAUGAAGAAGGAUCAACAUCAGAAUGUCCAACCAGAGAUUGCCAGUGUCAGUGUCAGUGGGCAGAAGGUAGGAGAUGACCUGGAAGCUAUGGAGCAUGGUGUGUUGGAGAAAAAGGAUGCCAUUAAAGACGCAAAGCAUGAAAAGACAUCACUAAAACUUCCUGUAAGGGAGAGGGACACCAAAGAUAUGGAAGAGGCGAUCAAGUCUGCAACUGUUUCAGUCAGUGGUGACGAUGCUGCAAAGGAUCUUGAAGCUCGACAGCAUGCAGCUGCAAAGAUGGAGCAUCAUGAAGUAGAACCUACAGAGAAGAUACCAUCAGAGUCGAACGUUAGUGAAGCCAAGGACAAGAAAGGGGCGGAAAGGAAGCAGAAGAAGAAGAAAAAGGAUCAGCAUCAGGGUACUCAUCAAGAGAUUGCUACUGAAGACAGCAGUGUCAAGAAGGUGGGUGUAGAGGAUAUGGGGAAGGGUGUGCUGGAGAAAAGGGAUCCCCUCAAAGAACCUAAGCAUGAAGAGAUGCCAUCGAAAAUUCCUGUUAAGGAGAAGGAUACUAAAGAGAUGGAAGAGGCAAAGAUAACGCUAAUGAAAAGUAGCAAUCUGCUUCCUGAUACUCAACCCAAAUCUCCUACUGCUGGAGUAAGUGAUGAGAAAGCAGCAGAGGAGCUUGACGCUCUGCCUCAGAGUGCUGCAAAGAAAGAAGAACCUAAAGAUAAGACUACACCAACAGAGAUGCCAACACACGUUACUGAAUCCAAGGAGUUGAAACAGGCAGAAAGAAAACAGAAGAAGAAAAAGAAGAAAAGUGAUCUGCGUCAGGCUAUCCAUCCAGAGUAUACCACUGGAGAAUUUAGUAACGAGCAAGAGAAUAAAGAAGGUAUUGUGCAGGGUAUGAUGGAGGAGAAGGUCCUCACAAAAGAGCCUAAGUCACCAUCAAAACUUCCUGUUAAGGAGAAGGAUACAAAAGAGAAGAAACAGGCCGAUUUUUUUGCAGCAGAAGAGCCCCAGAGACAAGUGAAGUCUGAUGCAACUGAACUGUAUCAGAAGUCCCCAGAAAGCAGUAUUUGGGAAAGCAGUCCUUUUACAACUUCAUUCGAGUUCCCUAAGAUUCAGGCAGAGGGUCAGUUUGCAGGAGACCAGCUGAGUGGCUUGAGUGUAACAGGUCUCAGUGUUCAGAGUCCCUCUCCCUCCGGAAGUGAAACCAUGGUAACUGAGGACAUGGAACUGCUGGUAGAGCAAAUUAUAUCAGAGUCAGAUUGGGAGGCAGAAGAGGUGGCUACCUCUUUACCUGAUACAGAUUCAUCCUCUAAGGAUACCCAGCAUGUCCCUGAACCCUCUAAGAAUGUUUUUGGUCAUGACAACCAACCACAUACAGAGACAGUAGCCCAUCAAGCCCAAGUCCAAGCCCAACCUGUACAUGUCGGUCCCACUCCUGAUACAAGCCUAGAUAAGCAGUCAACAGCCCCUCCUGAGUCCAUCAGCACACAAAGCUCAAGGCCAAGCAAGUCAGUGAAAGAACAGAUCAGCCCUCUGGCUAUGACCCUUGGCAGCAUUGACACGAAAGAAGAAAUCAGUGUUAAGGAAUCUGCAAAGGAGUCUUGGCCGUCUGUGGCCAAGGACAUCGCUGGGUCAGACAAUACAAAGACCUUAGAGAAGGAAGAGAGGGAUGCAGAACAGAAGACCGGAGAGGUUGCAGCUGUUGAGGUGGUGCAACAGAAGAGCCCCACAAAAACCAGAAAGUCCUCUCUGGCUCGUCAAGAGUGUCUUGAACAUGAUCAGCGGAUUGUGGCCCUGUUGUCCAUGGUGAGGCACAUCGAGGUUCGCCUCAAGCAGCAGCAGCAACAAGCAGUUGGCCGCAGCCUCAUCGCUCUGGAUGAUAUCAUCAAACACAGUGAGACCCUGGCUUUGGAGCUGACGGAUUUGGAGCCUGAGGUGAAGAAGGAAGUGGAUGCUGCUCAGAGUCUGUGUGAGUCUUGCGAACAGGAAGUUCCUCCUCAGCUCCUAAAGGCCCUGGAGAAGGAUGGGCGGAGCCUGGCUCGUGGCUAUGAUGCCGCUAAAGACCUAUCCCAGAAUGCUUUGCGAGGUCUAAAAGAUCAGCGCGACUCGCUAAAGGCGGCGGUGAACUCAGAACUGAAGGCUCUGGGUGAACGAGUGGACGGGUUGCUCUCCUGGCUUAGCGACAUAGAGGCAAAGAGGGAUGAGCCAGAGGGACUCAGUAGCCCUCAAAAACUUACACAAAGGCUGCAGCUCUGCCAGGAGCUACAGGAUCAGCUGACUGCCCGCUCCAGCGAUGUCACCUCUGUGGUUCUGGACAUCCAGGUGUUCAUCUCUGAGCACGCCCAGGACCUGCAGCGCGAGCAGAGCAGGCAUCUCCUCGGGCAGCUGCAGCAGCUGCAGGGGUCCUUCCACCAGGCCACGGGCCGCACACACGCCCUGGCCGAGGCCCUCUCCGCCCAGAGAGCGAGGGAGGAGGAGAGGGAGCGGCGGGAGAAGGAGAAGGCACAAGAGGAGGAGAAGAAGAGGGCAAAGGAGAGCAGCAGGGAGAGAGAGGUGGUCCAGCAACAGAAGACAGAAUGUUCCCAGAAGUUAGAAGGCCUCUCCAUGUGGUUGGCUGGAGCAGCCAGCCUCUUGGCCAAUCAGAAGGUCGGAGCAGAGUCAGGUGACGUGAAUGAGCUGCGGCAGAAACAGAAGGAGUUACAGGAUGUGCAGAAAGACCUCAACACGAAGAAGGAAUCUGUGAUGGAGGCCAUCCGCUCGGUGGAGGAACUUCUCGCUGAGCGAGGGGACACGCUGAGUGCAGAGGAGCGGGCCAACCUGCAGGGGGCGCUCUCGCGCCUGAAGGAGCAGUACCACUCACUUAGCGACACCACCCACUCAUCGCUGGCCCAGCUGGGCAACACCAUCAGCACCACAGUGCAGCAGAACACACAGAGGGCAAAGGCAGAGGAGGAACUGCAGGAAACCAAGGGCCAAAUCGACUCUUUGCUGCGGGAGUUGUCCUCAUUGGACGAGCCCAGCCGGAGGCGGUCUCUGGGCGAGACUGUGGUGGAUUCUGCAUCGUCACCCGGCAACCUGCAAUCGCACAGCGGCAUGCUACAGGCCGAGCUACAGCAGCUCCAGGAGCAGCAGGCCCACCUGUUGCAGGUGUCCCAGUCGGUGCGCUCUCUCCUGGCCCAGCCCGACUCCAGCGUGCCCCCGGAGGAGAAGCAGAGGCUCCGCGAAAAGCUGGACCGGUUGCAAAGCGAACACCAGGAGCGUCUGCAGAAGUGUCAGGACCAGCUGCGGCGAGCAGACGCCCUCCAGGACGAGCUGGCCAAGUUCUUACAGGAGCAUGGAGACCUGGCUGCUUGGCUGGAACUCAGCGAAGGCAGCCUCCGCUCCCUGGGGGAAGGAGAAACAGAUGCGCACAAUCUGAAGGGAAGGCUGGAGGAGCAUAAAAAGUUGGCAGAGGACGUGAUCUGUCACAAGGCAGAUCUGCGGUUUGUGUCCAUCUCUGGUCAGAAGGUCCUGGACUCUGUUCAGGGUGCUCUGGAGAGGGUGGGGGGUGAAGACGCAUCCCUGGAGGAGACCAAGCGCAUAGUCAGUGACCGCCUGCAGGACGCCACCCAACGUUAUGGUGCAAUGCACAGCAAGUCCUCUGAGCUCGGUUCUCGUCUCAGCGGCCUCCUGGAUCGGUACCAGCAGUACCAGGACGAUGUGGGUUCUCUGGACACGUGGCUGACGGCACAGGAGAAAAACCAAAGUGCCACGAAGCCCAGCGGAGAACAUGCAGACCCACAGGCACUGCAGAACUCACUACGGACCGUACAGCUACUGCAGGAUGAGCUGGCUGAGCGCUCGGUGCUCCUGGAGAGGGUGAAGAGGGCGGGCAAGGACCUGACCAACACCCAGGAGACCCCCACCCUCAAGCCUGCAGACAUACACAGCACCACAGAUCGUCUAGAGGGUCGUUUCAGCACGUUGUCCAAGUCUGCAUCGGAGCGUGCGGAGCAGCUGCAGACGGCGGUGGCCCAGUCGGUGAGCGUGCAGGAGGGGCUGAGGACCCUGCUGUCCUGGCUCAACGGCCUGCCGCUCGCCCCCACACAGGUGCAGCCCACCGCACAGGCCGUCCAGGAGGCGCUCACGCAGAACCAGAAACUGCGUCAGGAGCUGCUCUCGCACCAGGGCAGCGUGGACGCCACACGCGACUCCAUUUCCCGCCUGCUCCAGAAGUCCGACACCAAGGCGGCCUCCGGCCUCCAGAGGGAGCUGCAGGAGCUGACGCAGCGCUACACGGCCGCCCAGCAGCAGCAGAGCCAGAGAGAAGGGGAGCUGCGCGAGCUGCUGCCCAAGCUGGAGGGCUUCGAGAGGCUGAGCGAAGACCUGCGCACUUUCAUCCAGAGCCACCAGAGGGCGCUGAGCCCCGCCGGGCAGCCGGACCGCAGUGUGGAGGACUACAGGCAGAUCAUCGAGGCCACACGAUCAGACCUUACCCAGGAGGCCGGACAGCUGAAAUCCUUUGUGGACCUGGGCAAAGACCUGAGCAAGAGUGGCACCCUCACCAACACACAGAGCCUUCUAGACACCACCAAAGAUGUAUCAGAUGAGUUCAACCUACUGCAGGCUAAUGUCAACGACAGGUUUGCUGCUCUGCAGAACUGUGAGCAGCAGCUGGGUGAGUUCCGCUCGCUCUCCGGCUCCCUCUUGAGGUGGCUGCAGGUGUCGCAGGAGCAGCUGCCCGCCAAGGAGCCCAGUCUCAACACAGAGGGCCUGCAGCGCCGAGUGCAGCAGCUAGAGGAUCUGCUGGAGCAGUGGAAGACGCAGGGCGGUCGCGUGCAGGACUUGAGUCGCAACAGUGGAGAGCUGGAGAGCCUCAUCAUCAGCAUCACCACACCCACCAGCAAGACCGCUGUUCCACAGGUUAAUGGUGCCGGCAGCCCCAGCAGUGUCAAUGGCAUACACACCUGCAAAGACCUGACAGAGAUCCAGGUGACCGUGGCGGAUGUGACCGGUCGCUACGAGCAGCUGGGGACAGAUCUGACCCACAGGCGCGACUCCCAGAAGGCGGCACUACAGCUGCGGGAGGAGGCGCGUGACGGAGCGGAGAAGCUCUCCAAUUGGCUGAGCGAGCGCGAGCAGAGCCUGGUGCUGGGACAGGCCGCCUCCCCUUCCAAACCGGAGGUGGUGCGGGCACAGGCAAAGGAGAACAAGGCCCUGCUGUCGGAGCUGGCAGAGCAGUCUGGGAAGGUGGAGGAGCUGAAGAGCACUCUGAAGAAGCUGAUCGCAGACAACCCAGACUCCCCUGAGGUGGACAAAUGGAAACAACAACUCAGGGACAUUGAAUCCCGCUGGGAGAAAGCCAAUGAGACGGCAGCACAGAGGCAGGCAGAGCUGGAGACGUGUGCUGAUAGACUGGGCAGCUUUGCGUCCGCAGCCAAUCAGCUGGGCCCAUGGCUGAAGGAGAAGGAACUGAUGAUGAGUGUACUGGGGCCCCUGAGCAUCGAUCCCAACAUGCUCAACACACAGAAGCAGCAAGUGCAGUUCAUGCUCCGUGAGUUCGACACGCGUCGCCCCCAGUUUGAGCAGCUGACCCAGGCGGCCGAGGGCAUCCUGACGACAGACGAGCAAGGCUCCGCCGAGCUGGCCGAGGUGCGCUCCGAACUGGCCUCCGUCUCCUCCCAGUGGGACGACCUGACCUCACGCCUCUCGCAACGCUCACACAACAUCGAGAGCGCCCAGGGCACCAGCGAAAAACUACAAGGUCUCCUGAAAGAGCUGGGGGUUCGUGUGGCAGCUCUGGGGGAGCGUCUGGACGUGCAGGGCUCCCUCAGUGCCCAGCCUGAAGCUCUACGGCGCCGCCUACAGGAGACGGGAGAGGUGCGUGCGGAGUUAGAGCAGCGUCGUGGCCAGCUGGCGGAGGCAGAGAAGCUGGUUGCGGAGCUGAGCUCCAUCGUGGCCGAGCCCUACCUCAGAGACGAACUCCAGAAGAGGCUGGAGAGCGUCAGCGGACCCCUCAGGAACCUGGAGGAGAGAGCCGCGGAUGGCCUGUUGCAGCUGCAGGCGGCUCUGUCCAGCACGCAGCAGUUCCAGCAGAUGUUUGAGGAGCUGCGCGGCUGGCUGGACCAGAACGAGGAUGUCAUGUCCCAGCAGUGCAGUGGGGACGCCCUCCCCUGCCGGCCCCAGGCCCUGCGAGACCUGCUCUCCCGCCAGGAGGAGCUGCAGCGGGCCCUGGCGCAGCAGAGGGGCUCCUACGAGCUGAUCCAGGCCGAGGGGGCCACCCUGCUCGCCACACUGCCCCCCGGUGGGGAGGAGAGGGCGGCGCUGCAGCAACGACUCACCACACUUAGACAGGACUGGGACAGUCUGAACCAGAAGCUAUCCGAGCGGCAGGGCCGGCUGAAGGAGACCCUGGCCCGGGCGGAUCAGUACCAGCAGCACCGGGCCGAGCUGGAGCCCUGGCUGGCGGAGAGCGAGCGGCAGGAGGAGGCGGUGCGGCCCGUGCUGGACGCUGCGGUUCUGGACGAGGCCCUGCAGUCUGUCAAGCAGAUGGGCCUGGACCUGGAGAGGAGGAGACCGCAGGUGGACGCACUCAACACGGCCGCCGAUCAGCUCCUGGAGCUCAGCCGCACCGGAGAGGAAGAGGUGCGUGACGAGAAGGCGGUGUUGAACCGGCGCGUGGACGGGCUGUCAGAGCGGCUGGCGGGGCGCGGCGGGCAGCUGGAGGAGCUACUGGGGCGGCUGCGGGAGUUCGAGGACGGCCGGCAGGCGGUGGAGCGGCGUCUGGAGGCGGCGCGGCACCAGAUCGAGGUGCAGGAGGCCCUGGGGCCCCAGGCCUGCAGCCAGAAGAGCCUGGAGAGGCUACGGGGCCAGCAGGAGGGGCUCUGCUCGCUCGCCUCGCAGGUGGGCUACCUGAGGGACCUGGCCCAUGGCCUGGUGCAGGACGACGGGGGAGAGGGGGCCCAGAGGCUGCAGCAGCAGGCCCAGAACACCCAGAAGGAGUUUGGAGAUGUCACCGAAAAACUGGAGCAGUGCUGCUCCACUCUGGAGUCGCGCCUGCAUGGCGUGGGCGAGGUGCAGUCCCGGGUGCGCGACGUCUUCUCUCGUCUGGCCGACCUGGACGAUGAGCUGGACGGACUGAGCCCCGUGGGCCGCGAUGCUGACUCCCUGGCCUCACAGGCGGAGGCGGUGCGUGGCUUCUUGGGCCGCGUGUCUGCGCUGCGUUCGGAGCUGGAGGGCCACGGCGGUGACUGCACCUCCAUGCUGCGUCGCGAGGGCAGCUCCCCAGACCUGCUGGCCCUGCGUCGCGAGACUGAGGCUCUGAGCCGACAGGCCGGCAAGCUGGCCGAGAGGGGCCAGGGGCGGCUCACGCAGAUCGAGGGGGCCGCCGACCGGGUGAGGGACUUCUACGCCCACGUGGCCGAGCUGCAAGGCAUGCUGGGACACGCGGAGGACAACCUGGUGGCGCAGGGGGCCGUGGGCAGCGAGGUGGAGAUGAUCAAGCAACAGCUGCAGGACUUCAAGACUCUGGAACGCGAGCAGGUGGACAGCAUUCAGCCCAAGCUGCAGCAUGUGAACGCGGUGGGCCAGGGCCUGAUCCAGAGCGCCGCCAAGCACACCGACACCCAGGCACUGGAGCACGACCUGGAGACCACCAACCUCAGGUGGAACUCACUCAACAAACGGGUUGCCGAGCGCACCGCCCAGCUGCAGGAGGCACUGUUGCAUUGUGGGAAGUUCCAGGAUGCGCUGGAGCCGCUGCUGAGCUGGCUGAGCGACACGGAGGAGCUCAUAGCCAACCAGAAGCCUCCGUCGGCCGAGUACCGGGUGGUCAAGGCCCAGAUCCAGGAACAGAAACUGCUUCAGCGUCUCCUUGACGACCGGCGAGGCACGGUGGAGAUGAUCCGGGCGGAGGGCGCGCGAAUCGCUGUCGCCGCGGAGACGCAGGACCGAGACAAGAUCCAGAAACAGCUGGAGAGCCUGGGCCAGAGGUGGACCGAGCUGCUGGAGAAGGCUGGCGGCAGGCAAAGACAGCUGGAGGAGUUGCAGGUGUUGGCUCUGCAGUUCCACGAGGCCGUGGAGCCCCUGGGGGAGUGGCUUAGCACCACCGAGAGACGCCUCAGCACCGCUGAGCCAAUGGGAACACAGACCUCCAAAAUCACCCAGCAGAUCGCCAAGCACAAGGCCAUAAAAGAGGAAGUGACCUCACGAGGGGUGGAGCUUCAGCACCUGGAGGCUCUGGGCAACCUGCUGACGCCGCUCAGCUGCCCGGCCGACUGCGAUUGGCUGGGGGAGCGCGUGGGGGCGGUGCGCACGGGCCACACCGGGCUCCUUGAUUGGUGCUCGCGGCGGGAGGCCCUGCUGGAGCAGGCGCUGGCCAAUGCGCAGCUGUUUGGCGAGGAGGAAGUGGAGGUGCUGAACUGGCUGGCCGAGGUGGGCCAGAGGCUGGCAGAGGUGUCGGUCCAGAGCUACCAGCCAGAGCUGCUGGCACAGCAGCACAAACACACACUGUCCCUAAACGAGGAGAUCAUCAGCCGCAAGAAGACCGUGGACCAGGCCAUCAAGAAUGGACAGGCCCUACUGAAACAGACCACAGGCGAGGAGGUGCUGCUGAUCCAGGAGAAGCUGGACGGCAUCAAGAGCCGCUACGCCGAGAUGACAGCCGGCAGCAGCAAGGCCCUCCGCACGCUGGAGCAGGCCCUGCAGCUGGCCACGCGAUUCGCCAGCGCCCACGACGACAUCAACCAAUGGCUGGACUCCGUGGAGACCGAGCUGAACAACAUGGAGCCCGACAACACGCCGGCCUAUCAGGACAGACAGAAGGAGUUGAAGAACGUGGGUGCGGAGAAGCGUCUGGUGUUGGAUACGGUAAACGAGGUGGGCAGUGCCUUGUUGGACUUGGUGCCCUGGCGCGCCCGCGAGGGACUUGACCGCCUGGUGGCCGACGCCAACCAGCGCUACCGCGCAGCCGAUGAGACCAUCACCCAGCGGGUACAGCAGGUCCAGGCUGCCAUCCAGAGGUCACAGCAGUAUGAGGAGGCUGUGGAUGCGGAGCUAGCCUGGCUGGGCGAGACGGAGCGUAAGCUGGUGUCCCUGGGUCCCCUCAGCCUGGAGCCCGACGUGACGGUGGCCCAGCUGCAGGUGCAGAGGGCCUUCAACAUCGACAUCAUCCGCCACAAGGACACGGUGGACCAGCUCAUCAGCACCCGCGACGACAUCCUGGAGACUUGCAGCGAGACGCAGAAGGACACGCUUAUGGUGAAGACAGACUCCCUGAGCGCCCGCUACGAGGCGGUGAGCCAGAGCCAUUCGGAGCGCUUCUCUGCGCUGGAGCAGGCCCAGGUGCUGGUGGCCCGCUUCUGGGAGACACUUGAGGAGCUGGAGCCCUGGCUGGGGGAGACCGAGGCCCUCAUCAGCCAACUGCCCCCGCCCGCCAUCGACACCGAGGCCCUGCACACACAGCAGGACCAGAUGAGGCUCCUGAGGGAGUCCAUCGCGGAGCAUAAGCCGCACAUCGACAAGCUGCUGAAGAUCGGGCCGCAGCUGGCCGCCCUGAGCCAACAGGAGGGGGCGACGGUGAGGCAGCGCUUCACCACGGCCGAGCAGCGCUACCUGGCCAUCAAGGACGAGGUCAAGGGUCGCGCCGGCGCGCUGGACGAGGCUGUGUCACAGUCCACACAGUUUCACGACAAGAUGGACCCCCUGCUGGAGACGCUGGAGGGGGCGGUGCAGCGUCUGCGUCAGCCCCCGCCGGUGGCCGCCGAGGUGGACAAGAUCCGCGAGCAGCUGGCCGAGCACCGGGCAUCCGGUCUGGAGCUGGACAAGCUGCUGCCCUCCUUCAGCGCCCUGUGUGGCCGCGGAGAGGAGCUUAUAACCAGGGCAUCGCACGACGACCCCGCCGCACAGGCGGUGCGUUCUCGGCUGCUGCGUCUGCGCUCGCUGUGGGAUGAGAUCCGUCAGCGUGCGGAGGAGCGCGAGGGGAAGCUGCAGGACGUGCUGGACCUGUCCGGGAAGUUCUGGUCCGACAUGGCGGCGCUGCUCAGCACGCUGCGCGACUCCCAGGACAUCGUCAGGGAGCUGGAGGACCCCGGAGUCGACCCCUCGCUCAUCAAACAACAGAUCGAGGCUGCAGAGGCUAUUAAGGCGGAGACCGAUGGCCUGAGGGAGGAGCUUGAGAUUGUGAGGACCCUGGGAGCUGACCUCAUCUUUGCCUGCGGAGAAACUGAGAAGCCAGAGGUCAAGAAGACCAUCGAUGAGAUGAAUGCGGCGUGGGAAGGCCUGAACCGCACUUGGCGCGAGAGGAUGGAGCGACUGGACGAAGCCAUGACCGCUUCGGUGCAAUACCAGGACGCUCUGCAGGGCAUGUUUGACUACCUGGACAACGCUGUGAUCAAGCUGUGUGAUAUGCCCCCUGUGGGGACAGACCUAAGCACAGUCAAGCAGCAGAUUGAGGAAUUGAAGCAAUACAAAGUGGAGGUGUACCAGCAGCAGAUCGACAUGGAGAAGCUGUGCCACCAGGGGGAGCUCCUGCUCAAGAAGGUGACGGACCAGGCCGACAAGGACAUGAUCCAGGAGCCGCUGACCGAACUACGCCACCUAUGGGACAACCUGGGAGACAAGAUCACAAUGAGACAGCACAAGCUGGAGGGGGCCCUGUUGGCGCUGGGGCAGUUCCAGCACGCGCUGUCGGAGCUGCAGGCCUGGCUGAGCCACACGCACGCCACCCUGGACACCCAGCGCCCCGUUGGCUCCGACCCCAAAGCCAUCGAGAUCGAGCUGGCCAAGCACCAUGUACUGCGUAACGAUGUGUUGUCUCACCGCUCCACGGUGGAGAACGUGAACGGCGCGGGGGCAGAGCUUCUGGAGUCCAGCCCCGGGGACGAGGCCAGCCACCUCCGCGACCAGCUGGAGCAGCUCAACAGCAGCUGGGAGCAGCUGCUGCUCAAGGCGGAGGACCGGCAGAAACUACUGGAGGCCGCCCUGCACCAGGCUGAGGGUUUCCAUGGGGAGUUGGAGGAGUUUCUGCAGUGGCUGCGGCGUACGGAGAGCCAGCUGUCAGCAGCCAAGCCCACCGGAGGCCUGCCGGAGACGGCCCGAGAACAGCUACAGCAACACAUGGAGCUUCAGGAGCAGCUGAGUGGCCGUGCGGAGCAGUACCACCGGCUACUGGACCAGGGCGAGUCCAUGCUGCUGGCUCGCGGCGGCGGGGAGGAGGGCCCCGGGCCGGGCGCCACCCAGACCCAGCAGAACCUGGCCAUGCUGCAGAACAAGUGGGCCAGCCUCAACACCAAGAUGGACGACCGGCGGGCUAAGCUGGACGAGGCCGUGUCUCUGGCUACGAGUUUCCAGUCGUCGCUGCAGGACACCAUCAACUGGCUGACGCAGGCGGAGCAGACCCUGAACAUGGCCCAGCCCCCGAGCCUCAUCCUGGACACUGUGCUCUUCCAGAUAGACGAACACAAGGUGUUUGUGAACGAGGUGAACACCCACCGUGAGCAGGUUCUGGCUCUGGAGAAGGCGGGUUCCCAGCUGCGCUUCGCCAGCCUGAAGCAGGACGUGGUGCUGAUCAAGAACCUGCUGCUGAGCGUGCAGGCGCGCUGGGACAAGCUGGUGCAGCGCUCACUCGACCGCGGACGACACCUGGACGAGGCCCGCAAGAGAGCCAAACAGUUCCACGAGGCCUGGAGGAAGCUGAGUGACUGGCUGGAGGAGGCGGAGAGCCGUCUGGACUCUGAGCUGGAGAUCUCCAACGAGCCGGACAAGAUCAAAGUGCAGCUGACCAAGCACAAGGAGUUCCAGAGGGCGCUGGGUUCCAAGCAGCCAGUGUACGACACCACGGUGCGUUCGGGCAGAGGCAUGCGGGACAAGGCCACCCUCCCCUCCGACACCCAGAAGCUGGACCACCUGCUGGGGGAGGUGCGCGAUAAGUGGGACACCGUCUGCGGAAAGAGCGUGGAAAGGCAGCACAAGCUGGAGGAGGCUCUGCUGUUCUCGGGUCAGUUUGCGGAGGCGCUGCAGGCCCUGGUGGACUGGCUGUACCGGGUGGAGCCCCAGCUGGCGGAGGACCAGUACGUCCACGGAGACCUGGACCUGGUCACCAACCUCAUGGAUACACACAAGGCCUUCCAGAAGGAGCUGGGGAAGCGGACCAGCAGCGUGCAGGCUCUGAAGCGCUCGGCCCGGGAGCUGAUGGAGACGGGGCGCGACGACACGGCCUGGGUCAAAGUUCAACUGCAGGAGCUGAGCAACCGCUGGGACACAGUGUGCGCGCUGUCCGUCAGCAAGCAGACGCGACUCCAGCAGGGCCACAAGCAGGCGGUAGAGUUCCGGGAGGCAGUGCAGGCUCUUCUGGAGUGGCUGUCUGAGGCGGAGCAGACGCUGCGUUUCCGCGGCGUGCUUCCCGAGGACGUGGAGACGCUGACGGGGCUGCUGCGGGGCCACCGUGACUUCAUGGGCACCGUGGAGGACAGGCGCUCAGAGGUCACCCGGGCCGCGGGGCUCGGGGAGGCCAUCCUCACACAGUGCCACCCGGACUCCAUCACCACCAUCAAGCACUGGAUCACCAUCAUAAGGGCACGCUUCGAGGAGGUGCUGACGUGGGCCAAACAGCACGAGCAGCGGCUGGACACAGCUCUGAAGGAGCUGCAGAACAACGCUGCGCUGCUGGACGAGCUGUUGUCAUGGCUACAGUUUGCGGAGACCACUCUGGUCCAGAGGGACACGGAGCCCCUCCCACAGGAAAUCCCUCAGCUCAAGGCACUAAUCACAGAACACCAGACGUUUAUGGAGGAGAUGACCCGGAAGCAGCCGGAUGUGGACCGCGUCACUAAGACCUACAAGAGGAAGCCAUCCGAGACCUCCGGCCUGGCAGACAGGAGAAGCGCUCGUAAGCAUCAUCAGCAGCAGCAGCCGCAGCAGCAGACACCAGUGCAAGUGGCGGGGGGCAACCCUCGCCUGACGCAGCUCUGCUCCCGCUGGCAGCAGGUGUGGCUCUUGGCCCUCGAUCGGCAGAGGAAGCUCAACGACGCCCUCGACAGGCUGGAGGAGCUUAAGGAGUUUGCCAACUUCGACUUUGACGUGUGGCGUAAGAAGUACAUGCGCUGGAUGAACCACAAGAAGUCACGUGUGAUGGACUUCUUCAGACGCAUCGACAAGGACCAGGAUGGCAAGAUCACGCGGCAAGAGUUCAUCGAUGGAAUCCUUGCCUCAAAGUUCCCCACGAGCAGGUUGGAGAUGUCUGCGGUGGCAGACAUCUUUGAUCGCGACGGUGACGGUUACAUUGACUACUACGAGUUUGUGGCGGCACUGCACCCCAACAAGGACGCCUACAGGCCCACUACUGACGCAGACAAGAUCGAGGACGAGGUCACAAGGCAGGUGGCCCAGUGUAAGUGUGCCAAGAGGUUCCAGGUGGAGCAGAUUGGGGAGAACAAGUACAGGUUCUUCCUUGGAAACCAGUUUGGAGACUCUCAGCAGCUGCGGCUGGUGCGUAUCCUGCGCAGUACGGUCAUGGUGCGGGUUGGUGGCGGCUGGAUGGCCCUGGACGAGUUCUUGGUCAAGAACGACCCCUGUCGAGUGCAACAUCCUGGACUUAAAAUCCUUCGCUCCGACUCCAGCUGCUCCAUCUCAUCUCGUCUAGGUCUAGCUCGAGGACGGACCAAUCUGGAGCUGCGGGAGAAGUUCAUCCUCCCGGAGGGCGCCACGUCGGGCCUGGCGGCGUUCCGAACGCGCGGCCGGCGCUCCAAGCCCUCGUCCCGCAACGCCUCCCCGACGCGCUCCUCCUCCUCGGCCUCCCAGAGCGCCCAGAGCUGCGCCUCCAUGCCCUCUGCACCCCCCACGCCCACCGCCUCCUCACGGUCCUCUCACUCUCGCGGCUACGCCAAGCCCUGGCUGGCCCACAGUAAAACGCCAACCCCCACCAAGUGCCAGCACUCUGCAGAUCACACUGCCCAGUCCCCGGGGCAAGAGGGGGCGUCGUCGUCCAAACUAAGGCGUCCGGCCUUCCACUCCAGCCGCGGGUCGCUGACUGGGGAGAAUGGAGGAUCCACGCCUGCCUCUGCAUCUAAGGGACGACCAGACUCCAAGCGAACCCCGUCCUCUGCCAGCGGCGCGGCCAGUCGUGCGGGCAGCCGUGCGGGCAGCCGAGCCAGCAGCCGGCGGGGCAGCGACGCCUCGGACGCCUCGGAGCUCCUGGAGACGCGCUCGGCCUGCUCCGACACCUCGGACACGCCGCGCCGACCCGGCAGCAGCGCCGGCGGCAAGCCCUCCAAGAUCCCCACCAUCUCCAAGAAGGCGCCCAGCCCCAAGACGCCAGCCAACGCUGGGAAGAAGUAAAUAAUGACCUGGAAACCAAACCUGAGAACCCGAGUCUCUCCCUCUGGACUUCUUAAAGCAUCACCAAACAUCGACACACCCUCACCCUCAUCCACUCCAGUGGGGGAAGUAAAGAUGGGAAGCGGAGGUGGUUUAGAAACGCCACCACCGUCUCCAUGAAGGUGACCAGACACCAGACACCCGCUGGUAAGAAAAAAAAAGCUGAAACCCCGGAACCACAUCCCCUCUUUACUUUAUUUCAAGCACCAUCGUCUCCACCCAGCCAGCUCCAGCAAUGGAUGGAUGUGGAGGGAAGAGGGAAGCUAAAGGUGGUUCAAACAGCCCACCGCCCCAGCAAUGGAGGUUGAGCGAAAAAAAGGGGAAAAAGACAGAGGGGCCACAGUUGCAUACACGCUCACCACUUUGCACGCAAGCCUGACCAACUACGGUGGCCCAGAGGACUUCAGCACACAUGCAAAAAAAUUAUAUAUAUAUAUAUAAAAGGCUGGGGCCAGACAAACAAACUCUCGAUGAACAGUUCCUCUUGACCAGAGACCCAGUCUUCUCCCCUCCUUCUCCUCUCUCUCUCUCUCUCUCCCUCCCUUCUUAUCCCUCUCUCUUCUGAAGCGAGAGAGUCGGAGGGAGUGGAUGUGGUAGGAGGUGGGUGGAAGUUACGAUGGGGGUGAUUGUUGUUGUUGCUGCUGUUCCAUUACUCUCCACCGCUCUCUGACUAACAGUAGAAACCACAGGAUGCUGCCUUAUUUGUGUUCCUCAUCAAUCGUCCUUACUGUUUUUGUUUGUUUGUUUGUUUAUUUAUCCAUACAUCCUUACAGUACUUAACACCUUAAAACCUUUUUUUUUGCUGUUUCGUUUUUGUUGGGUUACUGAUUUCCUCAGCACAGUACACUUGGACUAUCCGUCACUUUCUUUCACACACAGGACUCAAACAUUACACUCACACAUACACACACGCACACGCACGCACACACGCACACGCAUAUGAGUAGCCUUAUACUACUCGACAGCACAACUCUUCCAGGACACUGUUUGUAUGGGGAAGAACAACAGGGCUGCUCCUGGACUCAAACAACCCCUCCAUGAACUGCCCUAUCCAGAGAGGAAGUGGAGGCUCUAGGUGUGUGUGUGUGUUUUUGUGUGUAUGUAUGCAUGCGCGUAUUUGUGUGUGACCAGCACAGCCCCUGCUCCAAGACCGAGGCAUACCACAGCGGCAGAGGACAGUUACUUUGCACAACAGGAGGAACACACGGGCCACGGGUUCAAAAAUGCGUAAAGGAGAAUUGCAACUCUGUUGUGUGGGAAAACAAAGUAAACAAAAUGAAAAUGGAAUAAAAAAAAAA